This is a messenger RNA of Vombatus ursinus (common wombat), 1552 nucleotides long. Its product is annotated as OTU domain-containing protein 5-like. The transcript is spliced from 9 exons. NCBI's taxonomy places the organism in Eukaryota, Metazoa, Chordata, Mammalia, Diprotodontia, Vombatidae. Gene Ontology annotation, biological process: protein deubiquitination. Gene Ontology annotation, molecular function: cysteine-type deubiquitinase activity; K63-linked deubiquitinase activity. Bases 443 to 1552 code for a protein of 369 amino acids. The record is from RefSeq and is a predicted model, not a curated record.
GAAGCCGCCUCCACCAUCAGCAGAUGGAGAAAGCAGUCCAGAUAGCGAACCAAUAGGAUCUAAUGCUAGCCAAAUUGGUCCAGACCGAGAAGCGUCUGGAGCUGGUCCUUCCUCAGGAGUCAGACCUCGAUCAUCACCACCGGCCCUACCACGGUGGGCUCCCGGUGGGGGCGGACGAAGCGGAUCACAAACCUCGCCACCCCAACCUGGUGGAACUAGUGCCACUAUUACUACAGGGGAUGGACUGGAUUCAGUGGGAGGCCCCGUUGGCUGCUGUUCCGGUUCAGGCCAUAAUAAAAGGCGGCGUCAACAGACUAAUACUUGGAGCAAUCCAAGUCCAUUCGGAAGUGGCUGUGGAGGUGGCAGUCCCCAUCUGGAUGAAGGCGAGGGAGGGUACAAUAGCGAGGACGAAUAUGACGCAGCAGCCUCAUGUAUUGAGGCCAUGGACCCCGCUACUGUGGAACAGCAGGAACACAGGUUUGAGAAGGCCCUGAGAGAUAAGAAAGGCUUCACUAUCAAGCAGAUGAAGGAGGAUGGAGCUUGCUUAUUCCGAGCCGUUGCAGACCAAGUAUAUGGUGAUCAGGAUAUGCAUGAAGUUGUCCGGAAACACUGCAUGGAUUAUUUGAUGAAGAAUGCAGACUAUUUCUCUAACUACAUCACUGAAGAUUUUACCACCUAUAUUAAUCGGAAACGAAAGAAUAAUUGUCACGGCGACCACAUUGAGAUGCAGGCUAUGGCUGAGAUGUAUAACAGGCCUAUGGAAGUAUAUCAGUAUAGCACAGAGCCCAUCAAUACAUUCCAUAGCAUCCAGCAAAAUGAGGAUAAGCCUAUCCGGGUCAGCUAUCAUUGCAGUAUCCACUAUAAUUCUGUGGUGAAUCCUAACAAGGCUACCAUUGGUGUGGGCCUCGGGCUUCCCUCAUUCAAACCAGGGUUUGCUGAGCAGUCUCUGUUGAAGAAUGCUAUAAAAACAUCAGAGGAGUCAUGGAUUGAGCAGCAGAUGCUGGAGGAUAAGAAACGAGCUACCGACUGGGAAGCCACCAGUGAGGCUAUUGAAGAACAAGUAGCUUGGGAAUCUUACUUGCAGUGGCUUCGGGACCAAGAGAAGCAUACUCGGCAGGUCAAGGGUGAAACACAGGUAUUCCCUGGAAAAGCUAGUGCCACAUGUACCUCAGCUACAGCAGCUACAUCAAGCAACCUGGAUGAGUGGAGUGGCCAGUCUCCAAGACAGCAAAACCCUGAGCAGCCAGAGCUGAUCCAUAAGCCUCCCUCACCCAGCCAUGCCCUUACCUUCACCAAACCUCCUUCACCUAGUACUCCAGUACCAAGUAGUCAGUCAGCAGGGGAUGACUUUGCUACCUCUCCCCUUGUAUCCCUCUACCCUGCUUUGGAGUGUCGGGCCCUUAUUCAGCAGAUGUCACCCACUGCAUUUGGUCUGAAUGACUGGGAUGACGACGGGAUCUUGGCUUCAGUCCUUGCUGUCUCCCAACAGGAAUACCUAGACAGUAUGAAGAAAAGCAUAGUGCACAGAGACCCAUCCUCAGACAAGAGCUGA